AACGAAACAAAGACGAACGCAGGGAGAAAGGGGCAAAGGUAUUUUCUCUUCUAAUUUCUCUUCUAAUUUGCUGGCGGCGCUCAAGUUAGUAAGUUUACUGGCGGCCAGACUACAGGUUUCCUUUUAUCGGCGGCCGCCACACUCCCUGGGUUCAGCCGAUGAUGGAGGUAAUUUUUCCUUGCUAGCGACGCUCAACUUUUAAUUUGCAAUGCUCCUCAAUUCUGCUUAGGCAAAUGUUGUGGUAUGUUAAUUCUUUAGAUUAGAUUUGAUGCUCAUGUACCUUCAAUUAUCAGUUUAGAACAAACUGCUUCAAUUCCAGUCCAUUCAAGUAUAAAUUUGGAUGCGUACUUAUUUUUGCAAUUGUAGAGAGACAUGUUUGAUGGUCAUCACGCAUCAGGUUUAUAAACAGAUGUUUUCAUCAAACAAAUAACUUUUGAUUUCGUGACGUGAGUUGGCUGAAGUUAUAGUAGAAGACCACUUUAUAAUUUUUUCUUUAUUUUAUUAAUCAAAUACAUCUUAAAUAUAAUUUUUUCAUAAAUCAGCAGAAUCGGUCAAUACAACCAUAUUAGCUAGAACUUUGUAAAUUUCAUCAAAAUCAGCCGAAUCAGCCAAUUCCAGUGUUACCAAACGUUCUCUAAGUAGUAAGUAGGUAUUGUAUUAUUGAUCAAGAAAUUUUAUCAAUUUAGGACCUGAAAGAUAGAUGAACUAUCGAUCUGGACCCGAAAGAUGAAAUGUAUCGGUAUAUGACUCGAAUGAUGGAAAACAUCGAUCUAGGACCUAACAUUUCAUAGGUUUUGAUUUGUUUAAUUUCUUUUUAAUUCCAUUGCUAAUUUUUGAUAAACUUUUCUUCACAAAAGUUUAUUAGUCCUAGAUAAUAUUUAAAAAUUUUAAAAUAAAAAAGAUAAUAAAAUUCAUGACAACUUAGGUCCUAGAUUGAUAGUUUUCAAUCUUUGAGGUCCUAAAUAGAUAGUUUUCCAUCAUUCGAGUCCUAUAUCGAUACAUUUCAUAUGUGAGGUUUCGGAUUGAUAAUUCGUCUAUCUUUGAGGUCCUGAAUUGAUAAAAUUCUGUCCUUUGCUCUUUGUUUUUUUAGUUUAAUGACUUUGCACAUCCUAUGAUAAUGGAUCAGUAGAGAUUUUUUUUAUAGAAUGGUAGGAUGUGGGAAUUUAUAUGGAUGAUAUUGACAUAAGCUUCAGUGUAUAUCAUUUGUGUUUCACACAACUUGCUUUUCUCAGAGAAUGAAGCCAAAAUAUCCUUAUUUGUUUACUAGUGGCUUCAAUCAAUUUUAUUUUCUAAAUAUCCAGUGCAGUUACUCUGACAAAACAUAAAUUUUUUAUGAACCUUUUGUUUGUUGGAUUUCAACCAUCAGAAUCUUAGUAUUACCCAUUAUAUUCACUAUUGGAAUCAAUCAAACCAUUUUUUGAAGAAACCAUGUUUAUUCAAGUAGAAACCACUAAAUACUGGAGUAUAAUCACAUUCUUCAGUUAAAAAAACAAAAUGCUUAAUAUUUGUGAAUUGACUUUUUUCUCCCAUUUCAAUAAAAUGCUUAAUAUUUGUUUGACAUGCUCCUCAGCUUCUAAGCUGGCUUGUAGUUCUUAUUUCUUUUGUUUAUUUUCGUUCACAGGCAACUCUUGGUGAUGCUUUCUUAGCAGAUUUGGAUGAAUUAUCUGACAAUGAAGCUGAUAUUCUUGAUGAUGCAAAUGGGGAAGCUGAACACAUGGAGGAAGAUGUUGAUGGUGAGCUAGCCGAUAUAGAAACACUUAAUUAUGAUGAUCUGGAUAGCGUCUCUAAAUUGCAGAGGACGCAACGUUAUAUCAACAUUAUGCAGAAAGUAGAAGAAGCACUGGAAAAGGGUUCAGAAAACUCAGAUAAAGGGACAAUGGUUCUGGAAGAUGAUCCGGAGUACCAGCUUAUUGUUGAUUGUAAUGCAUUGUCGGUUGAUAUUGAAAAUGAAAUUAUAAUAAUCCAUAAUUUCAUACGUGAUAAGUACCGUUUGAAAUUCCCAGAGUUGGAGUCUCUGGUUCACCACCCGAUUGACUAUGCCCGGGUUGUUAAGAAAAUUGGGAAUGAGAUGGACCUCACCCUUGUUGAUCUUGAAGGGCUGUUGCCUUCAGCUAUUAUCAUGGUGGUUUCAGUUACAGCAUCAACUACAAAUGGCAAGCCACUUCCUGAAGAUGUCUUGCAGAAGACGAUAGAAGCAUGUGAUCGUGCGUUCACUCUGGAUUUAUCAAAGAAGAAAGUCCUCGAUUUUGUGGAGAGCCGAAUGGGUUAUAUUGCACCGAACCUCUCUGCUAUUGUAGGAAGUGCUGUUGCUGCAAAACUCAUGGGGAUUGCUGGUGGGCUUUCUUCGUUAGCAAAGAUGCCUGCUUGUAACGUGCAACUUCUUGGUGCUAAAAGGAAGAACCUUGCCGGGUUCUCCAAGGCGGCGUCCCAAUAUCGAAUUGGAUAUCUCGAGCAGACAGAAAUGUUUCAGACCACUCCUCCGUCUCUUAAGACGCGUGCCUGCCGACUGUUGGCUGCGAAAUCUACCCUUGCGGCACGUGUGGACUCAACCAGGGGAGAUCCAACAGGAAAAACUGGGCGAUCUCUAUUAGAAGAGAUCCGUAAGAAGAUUGAGAAAUAGCAAGAACCACCCCCUGCGAAGCAGCCUAAACCCCUUCCAGUUCCAGAUUCCGAACCUAAAAAAAAAAGAGGUGGGCGCAGACUAAGAAAGAUGAAAGAAAGGUAUGCUGUUACAGACAUGCGGAAGCUGGCGAACAGAAUGCAGUUUGGUGUGCCUGAAGAGAGCUCAUUGGGGGAUGGUUUGGGUGAGGGAUAUGGAAUGCUUGGUCAGGCAGGAAGUGGUAAAUUACGUGUAUCACUUGGUAGGAGCAAGCUUGCUGCCAAAGUAACAAAGAAAUUUAAGGAUAGGAGUUAUGGAAGCAGUGGUGCUACCUCAGGACUGACAUCAAGUUUAAGCUUCACCCCUGUACAGGGGAUUGAACUUUCAAACCCACAACCAUAUGCAAACCAGCUAGGCUCAGGAACUCAGAGUACGUACUUUUCAGAAACUGGGACAUUUUCCAAGAUCAAGAGAACAUAAAUACAUCCAAGUCCUGAGGAUGAUUGAUUGUCAUCUUAAAUAAAUAUCAUGUGUUGAUAUUCUCUGGCUGGCCUGGAGCCCGUGCUUGUCAUCAUAUGUAAGAGAUAGAUACCGGUGCUUUAACUGUGCCAAAUACUUUUUUUUGACGGAAGUCAUUGAUUAGUCCAUCAAGCUUCAUUUUGAAGACUCUACAAACAAUAUCCGGCUGAUCUUCUGCUUAAGAUUUCUUUUAUUUAAAAAUCUUAUAAUUUCCUGCCACUUUGGGUUGCCUGUGAAAGUUAUAAAUAAAUCAGGAUAGCCUAUCCAUCUACAAAUGGCCAUAGCAUCCUGAUAGUUCUGUAUCAUGUAUCUAGCUCCACAUGUAAAAGAAGAUGGGAGAACUAUUCAUUUUCCCUUUGUGGCUGGAUUAACAUCACCACGCAAUAAUGCUUCUGUCAAACCCUUAUACAUUUUGCACCUCAAUUGUUUUUGAUGAGUGCGAAUAUAUCUCAAUCUACUGGAUUCAAUCAAAGUGUAAGAGUCA
Messenger RNA from Cuscuta europaea, 3602 nucleotides. The record is from the annotation of a GenBank genome assembly. Lineage: Eukaryota; Viridiplantae; Streptophyta; Magnoliopsida; Solanales; Convolvulaceae.